GGUCCUUCGUUCCGCAAAUCAACAGAAAAGCAUCGUGUUGCGUUUGCGCCUGUCCCGACUAACCUUCAUGUCCAUCAAUCUACAGUCGAUAAUAGGGUUACUCGAGAGGUUUUGAGCUGUGGUACCACUUCUGCUUUACCUCUCCGCUUCCAGCACGGUGGCCUCUCUCGAAUCGCUACAUUGCUGGAAAUUGACAGAAUGUUCCAUGAUUUCCCUUUCUGGUCAAGGCGGUUCUUUUUGGCCGACCUCAAGAAGUACGUCGGACAACUGAAUCGCAGACUGGAUGCUGAAUGGAAUGAUGGGAAUUUUGAAAAGCGAGCAAAGCUCAGCUCUGAUAUUGCUUCUGGUAUCAGAAGUGUUUUUGAACGUUUCAAGGAUAUCGCCGACAGCAUAGCAGAGCUGGAUGAAUACGCUGAAAUUCUUGCUGACGAGGAGAAUCGAAGAGUGUCCCUGGGUCAAAAUAUUGAUCGGCGGAUACCGGAUACACUCCAAAACCAGAUGGAUACGAUUGAUGCCAUGGUGAUAAGUCUGACUACGAAAGUGGCCGUUAUGGAUAAAAUCAACGAAGAGCAGGGUAAAAGUGAAAUCUACGAAAAGACUGUACGAGAAGCUAUUUGUCUCUGCUUCGAUAUGUUACUAGCACUGGCAGACUCUGUUUUGGAAUCACAGCUGUUCGGUCUAGUGGUAGAAACCCACAAGAGCUCGACGUCCCAUCUCUAUUUUCACGUGCAGCUACGAUCUGACUUUAUUCUAUCCCAAGCAAUCACCAUCGCUGCUACGGCUGUUCUCAAUACCGUCUAUCGAGGCUGGCCCAUUGCUGAUGGGUAUGCUAAAGAUCUUCUCCUGACAGUGUUUUCAUUCCUUUCUGCCUAUGGCGAUGAGAGAGGAAUGGCUGAAGAUGCGUGGGAGGCUUGGCGACAACUUGAGGCGCGGGUAGUCUUCACGCUGGUACGAGCACCUUCGCAAGUGUCUCGCACCUGUAUACCACUCGUCUCUGGUCAUCGGACAGGAAUAAAUGUGUCAAUACCAUUACCUCACGACAUCUACGACGCCAUUCCUUCAGAAUUGAAGGCCCGAAAGUCAAUAGUAAUCCGUGCCGCAUUUUUCAACGUCGGAGUGAAUUACGAAGCUACUCUUGGACAAUCUUUUGGCGGUGUGAUACUGGAAACCGCGAUCAAUCAAGAAGGUGCUGAAAGGAUUUUGUCCUAUUCGAAUCGCUAUACAGCUGACCAGAGCGCACGCGACGCAGCGAUGGAGCUCGUGAAUGUGGUAGCAAGUGAGCCUUCCCGAAAAAAUCUCGCAAUCUUCGAGUGGGCAAUGACAGCAUGCGAGUUGCUGGAUGGCCACGCUGUCAUUUGCUGCAAAAGUGGAAAAGACCGAACAGGCAUGGCUGUCACAAUGGAACAAGGACGUGUACUUCGAGAAACGUGCGGGCUCAAUGCGGCACAGGUACGUGAGCGUUUUAUCUGUACCAAACGU
Ostertagia ostertagi is the source of this 1479-nucleotide messenger RNA. Lineage: Eukaryota; Metazoa; Nematoda; Chromadorea; Rhabditida; Trichostrongylidae. The record is from the annotation of a GenBank genome assembly.